This is a messenger RNA of Drosophila rhopaloa, 1646 nucleotides long. RefSeq names its product abscission/NoCut checkpoint regulator. Gene Ontology annotation, molecular function: phosphatidylinositol-3-phosphate binding. The record is from RefSeq and is a predicted model, not a curated record. Gene Ontology annotation, cellular component: midbody; centrosome; cleavage furrow. The transcript has 4 exons. Lineage: Eukaryota; Metazoa; Arthropoda; Insecta; Diptera; Drosophilidae. Gene Ontology annotation, biological process: mitotic cytokinesis checkpoint signaling; abscission. The coding region runs from base 126 to 1190 and encodes 354 amino acids.
UCGUGACUAGUCAUAGUGCAAGAGUCGGGCACGCGCCCACCUCUAAUUAGAAAUAACUAAUUUAAAAAAAAUUUGAGGUAUUUAUUAUUUUUUAUGUUUAUUUGCAAUCUGGGUUUCCCGUUACCAUGAGCUGCUUUGGCUGCGGGCGCAAAUACGGAUUAUUCUGCAAAGAAUAUGGAUGCCCUAACUGCGGCUACUCAUUCUGCUCCAAGUGUCUGAAAAGGCCAAUGCCUGUGCCCCGGCACACUGGAAAGGUCCUGAAUGUGUGUCUCAUUUGCUACGACAGGCUGUCCAAGCUGCAGGCAAGCGCCGAUGCGGAUAAAGUCAUAGACUGCGAUGCACUGCCAGGUGUGUUGGUCACCAAGUGGAACCUGCCGAAUCCCUCGUCGCCGGGACUAAAGACUUCAGAGGGGGCUGACGGGUUCUUUGACGGGACCCUACUUCCUGAGGAACUGCCCGAGGCUUUGGUUCCAAUUAGCAAGACGGCAGCCACUGCGAAUUCCUCAACACCAAGUUCCAAAAACCAUGAAGAUAUUGACGAAAACCUGGAUAGUGCGUUGACUAAGCGAAUGCAGGAUUACAAGAGAGUUGAUGCGACAGACGACGAGAUUCGCACUCGUCUUGCCAAUCUCACCGGCAUGCCGCAUAAAACUAACUACGACAAGAAGGAUUUGCUGCUAUCCACUGACCAAAGAAAUGAUGAGGAGAAAAUGAGGGAUUUGCUCGAACAGUUUGUGGAGGAAACGCAGUUGGACCAAAAUGUUGAUAAACAGAGGGAUGAGUCAAUUUCCGAGAUUGAGCGACGUCUCCGAGCUCUGCGCGACACGCCAGUCGAUUCCGAUGCAGGUCCAUCGACAUCCCAUAGGACCACCACCAUAACGGACAACGAAGAGGACGACGAGACCAUUUUAAAGAACAUAAUGAAGAAAUAUAUGGACGAAUCGAAGUUGUCAACAAUGCCGGCCAACGAAAUGAGUGAAAACCUUGUUGAUGUGCCCAAUACCGGCACCGAAGAAUUGCCCUGGUGUAAUAUUUGCAACGAAGACGCAGAUAUCCGUUGCCAGGGAUGUGGUGGCGAUCUUUUUUGCACCCAAUGCUUUAAGGAGUGCCACGAUGAUGAUGAGGAUUACCGAGCUCACGUUAAGGAGAAAUAUAAAGCCCCGUCAAAUUUCAAGGAGAAUCAUUUCUGAUUCGGUUGUUAUAGUUUACUUGGAUAUACAAGAUUUUGUUUUUAUUAAAAAAUGUUUAAAAAAAUUCAUUGUUUUCCACUGCUGUCUCAUUCAUAUCUAUGAAACCGCUACUGCUGUCCCUUUUUAUUUAGUUAAUUUAUUUAUUACCUCCAGCGGAUUAUGUAUAUUUCUUAUCUUGGCCACUCGCUAUCACACAUUACAUAAAAAGAAUUGAUAAGCAUUUAAAAAAUAGUUGGUGGAUGUGAUACGCGCACAGAGCAACUGUUUUAAACAAGAUUAAGUAAUGGACAAAAAUCAAGUAUUAAGACAGACAGUGGCAGAUUAUUAUUAACUUUAAAUCGUAUGAUUUUCUGACCUGUUUACAUGCAAAAUAUUAUAUUGUCCUAUAUCAAAACCAUUAGAUGAUUGGCGGAAAAGCCAAAAAAUGGAUAAAAAUAUUACUUUUGAAUGCUAAAA